Messenger RNA from Ochotona princeps (American pika), 1663 nucleotides. It is a transcript of the gene FDFT1, whose product is annotated as farnesyl-diphosphate farnesyltransferase 1. Gene Ontology annotation, molecular function: squalene synthase [NAD(P)H] activity. Lineage: Eukaryota; Metazoa; Chordata; Mammalia; Lagomorpha; Ochotonidae. Gene Ontology annotation, biological process: cholesterol biosynthetic process; farnesyl diphosphate metabolic process. Gene Ontology annotation, cellular component: endoplasmic reticulum membrane. The record is from RefSeq and is a predicted model, not a curated record. The transcript is spliced from 7 exons. Bases 89 to 1510 code for a protein of 473 amino acids.
UUCGGAGAUCCCGUUGCGCCCCUCAUUGGGAGCUUCCCAGCUCUGCUGGGCUCUAUGGAGGAAAAACUCCGCUGGGCCCUCCAUUCCCAUGGCCUCAGCCGCUUGCAGCACCAAGACCAUGGCCCUGUUCAAGCGCACCUUGGUGCUGAGCCCCGCUGCAGCACCCAGGGGCCCCAGCACUGGUGCCCCACCGAGGGGCUGCCCCUUGCCUCCUGCCGCCUGGCCCUCCAAGGACUGGCUGCGGGGAGAGGGCAUUGGCGGCAGGCUGUGGAGCCCAGCAACAGCUGGCCGCCUGCCCCAGUCCCACUCCUGCUGCUCCACGCCACCCAGCGCUGUGUGUGUUCUCUGCCCGCAGGACUCGCUCAGCAGCAGCAUGAAAACUUGUUACAAGUAUCUAAAUCAGACCAGUCGCAGUUUCGCAGCUGUCAUUGAGGCGCUGGAUGGGGAAAUGCGCCAUGCAGUAUGCAUAUUUUAUCUGGUUCUCCGGGCUCUAGACACCCUGGAAGAUGACAUGACCAUCAGCGUGGAAAAGAAGAUUCCACUGUUGCACAACUUUCACUCUUUCCUUUAUGAACCAGAGUGGCGAUAUAUGGAGAGCAAGGAGAAGGACCGACAAGUGUUGGAGGACUUCCCAACGAUCUCCCUAGAAUUUAGAAAUUUGGCUGAGAAAUAUCAAACGGUGAUUGCUGACAUUUGCCGGAGGAUGGGAAUGGGGAUGGCAGAGUUUUUGGAGAAGCACGUGACCUCUGAACAGGAGUGGGAUAAGUACUGUCACUAUGUCGCUGGACUGGUGGGAAUUGGCCUUUCCCGGCUGUUCUCAGCCUCGGAGUUUGAAGACCCCUUAGUUGGUGAAGAUGUAGAGCGUGCCAACUCUAUGGGCCUGUUUCUGCAAAAAACAAACAUAAUUCGUGAUUAUCUGGAAGACCAGCGAGAAGGGAGAGAGUUUUGGCCUCAAGAGGUUUGGAGCAGAUAUGUCAAGAAGCUGGGGGAUUUUGCUAAGCCAGAGAAUAUUGACUUGGCUGUGCAGUGCCUGAAUGAACUGAUAACCAAUGCCCUGCACCACAUCCCAGAUGUCAUUACCUAUCUUUCAAGACUCAGAAAUCAGAGUGUGUUUAACUUCUGCGCUAUCCCACAGGUAAUGGCCAUCGCUACUUUGGCUGCCUGUUACAACAAUCAGCAGGUUUUCAAGGGGGUCGUGAAGAUUCGGAAGGGGCAGGCAGUCACCCUCAUGAUGGAUGCCACCAAUAUGCCAGCCGUCAAAGCUAUAAUAUGCCAGUAUAUGGAAGAGAUUUAUCAAAGAAUCCCCAACUCCGACCCGUCCUCUGGGAAAACCCGACAGAUCAUCUCCAGCAUCAGGACACAGAACCUCCCCAACUGCCAGCUCAUCUCCCGGAGCCACUACUCGCCCUUCUACUUGUCGUUUGUCAUGCUCUUGGCCGCCCUGAGCUGGCAGUACCUGAGCACCCUGUCGCAGGUCACAGAAGACUAUGUUCAGACUGGAGAACACUGAGUGGCAGGUGCCUGAGCUGCGAUUCACCAGAACCUGGCUUGACCUGGCUUCCCCUUCAGGGACCGAUGUUGGCUUCUCUUUUGUUAUAUUGUUUCUUCCGAUUUUAAUCUCCUUGGAGAUGUGUGUGCUUGAACCUUUGAAGCUGUGAAGUGC